GAAAUGAUAAACAAAACCUAUUUUUGUUUUGUUUUUUGCAUAGGACUCAAGUGAGCGUUGCAAUGGAGGAUUUGCAAAGUGGUCUGCAGAAUCGCAAAUUAUCACUCUCAACCCUCCCAGAAAAGGGUCGUUCUCUCUUGGCCACUAGGGAUUUCUAUCCAGGGGAAGUGAUUAUAAGCCAAGAGCCUUACGUUUGUGUUCCAAACAACUCCUCGGUCUCCCCCCAGAAAAGGUGCGAUGGAUGUUUCACUACAAUUAAUAACAACGUCCUUAGCAGGUGCUCGCGUUGCCAACUUGCAUUCUAUUGUGGAACCGCAUGUCAGAGGUCAGAGUGGAAGCUGCAUCGUCUUGAGUGUGAGGUCCUCUCCAGCCUCCACAAAUACAAGAGAAAAUCUCUCACACCAUCCAUACGCCUGAUGCUCAGACUUUAUCUUCGGAGGAAGUUGCAAAAUGAUAAGAUCAUCCCAAGCACUGCAAUGGACAACUACAACUUGGUGGAGGCAUUAGUGGCUCACAUGUCUGACAUCACAGAGGAGCAGCUGGUGCUUUAUGCACAGAUGGCUAAUCUUGUAAACUCCAUACUAGAAUGGCCAGGAAUCAAUAUAAAAGAGAUUGCUGAAAAUUUUUCUAAGUUUGCAUGUAAUGCGCAUACCAUUUGUGACAGUGAGUUGAGACCUGUGGGAACAGGAUUGUAUCCUGUUAUUUCCAUCAUCAAUCACAGCUGUUUGCCCAAUUCUGUGUUGGUUUUUGAGGGAAGCUCAGCUUUGGUACGUGCGGUGCAGCAUAUACCCUCAGGUACUGAGGUGCUGAUAAGUUACAUAGAGACUGCUGAAAGCACUAUGACUCGACAGAAGGCUCUCAAAGAGCAGUACCUAUUCACUUGUACAUGUCCUCGCUGUUCUAAAGUGGGUCAGUAUGAUGAUAUCCAAGAAAGUGCAAUUCUAGAAGGAUACAAAUGCAAAAGUGAAAAAUGUGGUGGUUUCUUGCUUCGUACAACUGAUGGGAAAGGAUUCCAAUGCCAAGGUUGUGGACUAGUUAGGGACAAGGAGGAGAUAAAGAGAAUUACAACUGAAAUUAAAUUGCUAUCUGAAGAUGCUUCUAAGCCCUCUGCCACUUGCAAUUAUCAAGAAGCUAUUUCCAUAUAUAAAAGGAUUGAGAAGCUGCAAACAGAACUCUUUCAUCCUUUAUCAAUCAACUUGAUGCAUACUAGGGAGAAGAUUUUGAAGUCACUAAUGGAGCUGGAACACUGGACAGAAGCUUUAGCAUAUUGCAAAUUGACCAUACCAUUCUAUCAAAGAGUGUAUCCAGCUGUUCACCCUCUGCCUGGCUUGCAAUAUUAUACUUGUGGAAAACUAGAAUGGUAUCUUGGAGACACAGAGGAAGCUGUUAAAUCACUGACCAAGGCCGUGGAUAUACUACGGAUUACUCAUGGCACAAAUACACCUUUCAUGAAGGACCUCUUGAUGAAGUUGGAAGAAGCCCGUACUGAAGCUUCUUACAAAUUUUCCUCUAAAGAGUAGUAGAAUGGCACAAAUACACCUUUUAAUAAGGACCUCUUGAUGAUGAAGUUGGAAGAAGCCCGUGCCUAAGCAUCUUACAAAUUGUGCUCUAUAGAAUAGUAGAAUAACAAGUUGAUGAUUACAGUUGCUCUGCUGUUUGUACAAGCUAGUCAUUAAAACUGAAUCACACAAAAAGGAUUAAUAGGUGUUUUCAUUAGUGCUUGCCUAGUUGCUCAGUGAGUCGCAUGAAUCUCAAUCGGAUGAAUUGCUAACGGCCAAAGAGAUGGAUGGGAAUUAUGGGACAAUUUACUUUCUAUUGGUAGGAAGGGUGCCUCUUUUUUUCCGCUUUUUUAUAUCUUUUUGCCAACGUGAAUGUUUUAAACCUGAAAAGAUACAUGAACCAUAUUUUUUUAGAAAAAUCUACACGCAUGAUUUGUUUA
This is a messenger RNA of Glycine soja, 1939 nucleotides long. RefSeq names its product histone-lysine N-methyltransferase ASHR1. Gene Ontology annotation, cellular component: nucleus. NCBI's taxonomy places the organism in Eukaryota, Viridiplantae, Streptophyta, Magnoliopsida, Fabales, Fabaceae. The record is from RefSeq and is a predicted model, not a curated record. The coding region runs from base 63 to 1520 and encodes 485 amino acids. The transcript is spliced from 14 exons. Gene Ontology annotation, molecular function: protein binding.